Molecule: messenger RNA, 3814 nt
Organism: Drosophila bipectinata
Lineage: Eukaryota; Metazoa; Arthropoda; Insecta; Diptera; Drosophilidae
Gene: jumu
Product: jumeau
Biological process (GO): regulation of transcription by RNA polymerase II
Molecular function (GO): DNA-binding transcription factor activity, RNA polymerase II-specific; transcription cis-regulatory region binding
Source: RefSeq, a predicted model, not a curated record
UUGAAUUCAGACGGUCGGGUGGUUCGGAGCUGAUUUGGUCGCGGCUUUUGAUUUCGAUUGUUUUUGUUGUUCGGUGAAUUUUCGCGCCUCGAGAAGAAUUUAACCGACUCCAGACACUAUGCGCCGGUCCUGCCAGGAAUAGGUGCCAGGAUUAAGGAUAGCUCCACAAUUCAGAAUCGACGUGAGAAGCGGUGCCCUGUUGGUCCACUGAAGCUGUGCAACGGUUUAGCGAAGGAGUGCGAGGCGAAAUCGACCAAAACAAAGUUCGGCCCAGACGAAAACAGAAGUCAGAAUUCAAAAUGUUUGAGCUCGAGGAUUAUUCCAGCAACAUAUACGAGGGAAUAUCCAGCAAAUAUGCGGACGGCGCUGGUCCCUCACUGGACUUUUAUGUCUCCGACUCGAUGCAGGAAAUGCUGAACGUGGACAUCCGCGCCGAGAUCGCCAACGUGGUGGGCACUUCCAGCAGUGACCUCACCUCGUCCCUGGAUCACGCCCUGGAGGCUAUAUCGGCAAUCAACAACAACAAUGGCAGCAGCGCCAACGGCGUCUCCUACAACGCCAAUGCCAACUUCCUGUCCAGCAGCGCCCUCCACGCCUCGCCCACUGCCAAAUGGAUGGGCUCCUCGGCCAGCUUCUGGUCCAACACAGACUACUACGCCGACCUGGGCGCCUGUGUGAACCCCAUAUCGGUGAUGCCCCUGAUAACCACCGCAUGCAAUUCGGGGCUCAUAUCGCCGAAGCGCAACAAAUCGGCCACGUCCUCCCAGGGGCGGGCCGGGGCGGGUGUGCCGUCGUCGCCCUCCGCCGAGCGGGAUCAGCCCAAGUCGCACCUGACCUUCUCGCCCGCACAGAUGAAGGUCAGCGCCGGCUCCCUGCGACGCGAGCAGGUGAUGGCCCACAUCCCCAAACAGAUAUCCGUCAUCACGGGAACGGGCAGCACUGCCCCGGCCACCAUGGCCACCAACUCGGUACUGCAGCGUCGCAACUCGUCGGCAGUGGACGCAGUUCGGAAGGACCUGGCUGGCGAACUGCGCAAGGUCCAGUCUAGUCCCGUGCCCACCGGCGCGGACGCCAAGACCACAUCCUCGCUGCUCACCUCGGCCAACGGAGGCACCAACACCAUCAAGCUGGCACCGGGAAUCGGGGGUCUCACCUUCGCCAACAGUGCGGCCUACCAGAAACUCAAGCAGACCUCUUGCGCGAAGUCGCCCGGAGGCGGCACCGGCUCCUCUGCGACAUCGACGGCGGGUCUCAAGGAGGCGGCCAAGCGCGGGGGACUGCAGCAGCUGAGCACAACACCAAAGAGCAUUGCUUCGGCGGCUAACUCGCCGCACCACCAAAUGCAGGGCCACGGCAGCUACAGCCUGGGAUCGCCCUCGUCCCUGUCCUCGACCUCCUCCUCGGCCGCUUCCCCGCUCGGAAACGUAAGCAACCUGGUCAACAUUGCGAAUAACAACUGCAACGGAUCGGGUGGAGGGGGCCUGGUGAAGCCGCUGCAGCAGAAGGUCAAGCUGCCGUCUGUGGGCAGCGCCUUCCCCAAGCCCGCUUACUCCUACUCCUGCCUGAUUGCGCUGGCCCUCAAGAACUCCCGGGCCGGGUCGCUGCCAGUCUCGGAGAUCUACAGCUUCCUCUGCCAGCAUUUCCCCUACUUCGAGAACGCUCCCAGCGGCUGGAAGAAUAGUGUGCGCCACAACUUGUCGCUGAACAAGUGCUUCGAGAAGAUCGAGAGGCCGGUGACCAACGGCAACCAGAGGAAAGGGUGUCGCUGGGCCAUGAACCCCGAGCGCAUCUCCAAAAUGGACGAGGAGGUGCAGAAGUGGUCCCGCAAGGACCCGGCAGCCAUUCGGGUGGCCAUGGUCUAUCCCCAGCACCUGGAGUCCUUGGAGAGGGGCGAGAUGAAGCACGGCUCGGCUGACUCGGACGUGGAAAUGGACUCGCAGUCGGAGAUCGAAGAGUCCUCCGAUUUGGAGGAGCACGAGUUCGAGGACACCCUGGUGGACGCCAUGCUGGUGGAGGAGGACGAAGAGGAAGUCGAGGAGGAGGACGAUGAUGAAGAGCACAUGCUUAACGAGUUCCAGUCCGUGGUCGAGUCCAAGUCCAAUCAGCUGCCCAUCGACCACGAGCUGCUCGUGCAGAGGAGCGGUGACUUCGAAAUCGAGGUGGACGAACUGUACGAUGCUAUCGACAUCGAGGACGACAAGGAGUCGGUCCGACGUCUGAUCGCCAGCACCCAGGCCCCUAGCAUCAUCGAGCUGAAUCCCGCUGACCUGAAUGCCAACGACGGCUACCAGCAGCCGCCCUCGAAGAGAGCACGAGUGGACAUCAACUACGCGAUCGGUCCGGCCGGCGAGCUGGAGCAGCAGUACGGUCAGAAGGUGAAGGUGCAGCAGGUCACCCAGCCGGCCACCCUGCAGCUCCAGAGCCAGAGCCAGCAGCAGCAGCAUCCGCCCAACUACAACCGGCGCAAGAUGCCGCUGGUCAACCGAAUCAUCUGACGUGGAGCACAGUCCGACCCCACUAAAAACUAAAUGCGACACACUACCAUUUAAUCACUUACCGAUAGGUUUAUAUCAUUAAGGCUCGCUUGAACGGGCUCCACAUCCGAUUAUCAGUUUAUAGUUUCUCAAAGUUCCCGAUGUGUUCAGAUGGAAUGUUUAUUUAGGUUUAUUAUUUUCUAUAUAUACUUGUAUGGUUCCGAUGCUAGGGAACGAUUUCUCGCUUUGAAGUCAAGGGACGCUGAAGAACCAAGCUCUUCGCUCUGCACUGAGAAGUCGUCCCCUCGAGCUUAAGGGGUUCAGGGGGAAGGGAAGAGCAUGCUCUCCCAUGUGUUUCGUAUGUUCUAUAUCUCUCGGAAUAAACCACUACUACAUAAGCUCACCCGAAAGUUUUGCUCUGAUUUGACACUUGACCCGAAAUUCAAAAGAGAUCAUUUGUGACGAUGCACGAAGCAUGUUGAUUAUUUUUGUAUCUUAUUGUAGCUAUUGAUUAUUUGAUCUCUUGACAAAUGAAAUUUUUCUAUUUUACAAUUAAACCACCCCACACACACCACCUGACCAUGAAACGUAAGCACUAGGUUCACGUUUUUGCCAACUAUUCCAUUCUGUUCUAACCAUAGAAGCAUCCUCCAGGCACUGUCCUUAGACGUAAGAACGUUUUAAAACGGAAACGAACACAAUAUACUUGCCGGUCCAGUAUUCGAGGUAAAACGCGGAUUUUUAUGACGACUUUGUAUGUAUUGUACUAUAACUAAUAAUACGAAUAGACACAACAACUAUUGUUGCGAGUAACAGUCAAUUAAUUAUAAACCCAAUUAUAGUGUAAGCGAUGAUUCCGAAUGUAAAUAGUUUUACACGCAACGAAUCACUGUAUACUACGUGCUUAGCCCUAAGUGAUAUAUAUAUAUUCCAAAUCCAAACGAAACGACACAUCCGACAACCGAAAAGACUUCAAUAUCAGAUAUAGACCCAGAAGGUACCGAACAGUUGAACAAACCUCAGAUUUAAAAUAGUACAAAGAGCUAGCUACUGAGCAACGCAUUUUCGAGGACGACGCAGACGAAGGCCUUGCACACUUGGUGUUUUAAAUCAGCCGCCUCAGCAUUUACAACUUAAUUUUAGAAAACACACAUGGAUUUUUCUUGUAACUACCAUACAGACUAAGUGGCACUUUGGAAUUCUAUUGAUACGAUACGGCUAAGAUAACUACUGUAAAUGAGUAGGCUAAGAAGGGACAAUUUUUGUAUAGAGUUGUUGAAAAUUAAAUGGCAAGGAAAAUUGAAACCAAAAAAAUAAUAAAAUAUACCAUUUUAAAGAAA